Molecule: messenger RNA, 8999 nt
Organism: Echinops telfairi (small Madagascar hedgehog)
Lineage: Eukaryota; Metazoa; Chordata; Mammalia; Afrosoricida; Tenrecidae
Gene: LRRK2
Product: leucine rich repeat kinase 2
Exons: 51
Biological process (GO): protein phosphorylation
Molecular function (GO): protein kinase activity; protein binding; ATP binding
Source: RefSeq, a predicted model, not a curated record
UGCGAGGAGGAGGACGAGGAAACGCUGAAGAAGUUGCUAGUGAGGCUCAACAAUGUCCAGGAAGGAACGCAGAUAGAGACGCUGGUCCAGAUCCUGGAGGACAUGCUGGUGUUCACCUACACCGACCACGCCUCCAAGUUAUUCCAAGGCAAAAAUAUCCACGUGCCUCUGUUGAUCGUCCUGGACUCCUACAUGAGAGUGGCGUGUGUGCAGCAGGUGGGUUGGUCACUUUUAUGCAAAUUAAUAGAAAUAUGCCCAGUUACAAUGCAGAACUUAAUGGGACCCCAGGAUAUUGGCCAUGAUUGGGAAGUCCUCGGUGUUCAUCAACUGAUUCUUAAAAUGUUAACUGUUCACAACGCCAAUGUAAACCUGUCAACAGUUGGACUGAAGGCCUUAGAUCUUCUCCUUACGUCAGGUAAAAUAACUUUGCUGAUAUUGGAUGAAGAGAGUGAUAUUUUCUUGCUGAUUUUUGAUGCCAUGCGCACAUUUCCAGCCAAUGAUGAAGUCCAAAAGCUUGGAUGCAAAGCUUUACAUGUGCUCUUCGAGAGAGUUUCAGAAGAGCAACUAACUGAAUUUAUUGAGAACAAAGAUUAUAUGAUAUUACUGGAUGCUUUGAAAAAUUUUAAAGACGAAGAAGAAAUUGUAUUUAAUGUCCUUCACUGCUUACAUUCUCUAGCAGUUCCUUGCAACAAUGUUGAAGUCCUCAUGAGUGGCAAUAUCAGGUGUUAUAAUAUUGUGGUCGAAGCUAUGAAGGCAUUUCCUAGUAAUGAACAAAUUCAAGAAGUCAGUUGCUGCUUGCUCCAUAGGCUUACUUUAGGUAAUUUUUUUAAUAUUCUGGUCUUGAAUGAGGUCCAUGAGUAUGUGGUAAAGGCUGUGCAACACUAUUCAAGGAAUGCAACGUUACAGAUCUCGGCACUCAGCUGUUUGGCCCUCCUCACUGAGACCAUUUUCUUAAAUCAAGACUUAGAGGAAAAGAAUGAUAAUCCAGGGAAUGAUGCUGAAGAGGAAGAGGAAAAGUUGUUUUGGCUGGAAGCCUGUUACAAAGCCUUAAUUUGGCAUAGAAAGAACAAACAUGUGCAGGAGGCCGCAUGCUGGGCACUCAAUAAUCUCCUCUUGUACCAAAGCAGAUUGCAGGAGAAGGUCGGAGAUGAAGACGGCCAAUUCCCAGCUCAUAGGGAAGUGAUGCUGUCCAUGCUGAUGCACACUUCUUCAAAAGAAGUCUUCCAGGCAUCUGCAAAUGCACUGUCAACUCUGUUAGAACAAAAUGUUAAUUUCAGAAAAAUCCUAUUGUCAAAAGGAAUAUACUUGAAUGUACUGGAAUUAGUGCAGAGGCAUAUACACUCUCCUGAAGUGGCUGAAAGUGGAUGUAAGAUGCUAAAUCAUCUUUUUGAAGGAAGCAAUACUUCCCUGGACACAAUGACAGCAGUGGUCCCCAAAAUCAUAUCAGUGAUGAAAAGUCAUGAGACAUCGUUAUUAGUGCAGCUGGAGGCACUUCGGGCUAUUUUGCAUUUUAUAGUUCCAGGCAUGCCAGAAGGAUCCAGGGAGGGUGCUGAAUCACAGCACAAGCUGAGUACGGUUACAAAACAAUGCUUCCGGAGUGAUAUCCACAAACUGGUCCUGGCAGCUUUAAAUAGGUUCAUUGGAAAUCCUGGAAUUCAGAAAUGUGGAUUAAAAGUCCUUUCAUCUGUGGCACAUUGUCCUGAUGCAUUAGAAAUAUUGUCCCUCGAAGGUGCUAUUGACUCGGUACUUCACACACUGCAGAUGUAUCCAGAUGACCAAGAAAUUCAGUGUCUGGGUUUAAGCCUCCUAGGAUGUCUUUUUAUAAAGAAGAAUUUGCGCAUAGGAACUGGACACCUGCUGGCCAAGAUCCUGGUUUCCAGUUUGCACCGAUUUCAGGAUGUGGCUGAAGUGCAGAUGAGUGGAUUUCAGACAAUCCUGGCAAUACUUGAAUUGUCGGUAUCUUUUUCCAAGCUGUUGGUGCAUUAUUCAUUUGACUCAGUAAUAUUCUAUCAGAUGUCUUCCAGUAUCACAGAACAAAAAGAUCAACAGUUUCUAAAUCUUUGUUGCAAGUGCUUUGCAAAACUAACUAUGGAUGAUGAGUUAAAAUGUGUGAUGCUAGAGAAAGCUUGCGAUCAGAAUAACAGCAUCAUGGUCGAAUGCUUGCUUCUCUUGGGAGCUGAUGCGAAUCAAGCAAAGGAAUCAACUUCCUUAAUUUGUCAGGUGUGUGAGAAAGAAAGCAGCCCCGAGCUGGUGGAGCUGUUAGUGAAGAGUGGACCCCGUGAACAGGAUGUGCGGAAAGCCUUGUCGAUCAGCAUCGGGAAAGGGGACAGUCAAGUCAUCAGUCUGCUCUUACGGAGACUUGCCCUGGACCUGGCCAAUAACAGCAUCUGCCUUGGAGGGUUUUGCAUGGGAAAAAUCGAGCCCUCUUGGCUUGGUCCUUUGUUUCCCGAUAAGACAUCUAAUUUAAGAAAGCAAACAAAUGUAGGAUCCACCCUAGCAAGAUUGGUGCUCAGAUAUCAGAUGAAAAGUGCUGUUGAAGAAGGAGCAGCUUCGGGUAGUGAUGGGAAAUUUCCCGAAGAUGUGCUUGAUAAAUUCGAUGAAUGGACCUUCGUUCCUGACUCUUCUGUAGACUGUGUGUUUGGUCAAAGUGAUGAUCUGGAUAGUGAAGGCAGUGAAGGCUCAUUUCUUAUGAAAAAGAAAUCCAAUUCCAUUAGUGUGGGAGAAUUUUACCGAGAUCCUGUCUUGCAGCGUUGCUCACCAAAUUUGCAAAGGCAUUCCAAUUCAUUGGGACCUAUUUUUGAUCAAGAAGAUUUACUGAAACGAAGAAGAAAAAUAUUGUCUUCAGAUGAUUCACUCUGGUCAUCAAAACUUCCAUCCCAUAUGAGGAAUUCAGACAGCAUUGCUUCUCUCACUUGUGAAAGAGAAUAUAUUACGUCAUUAGACCUUUCAGCCAAUGAUUUAAGAGAUGUUGACGCCCUAAGUCAGAAAUGCGGCAUAAGUGGUCAUUUGGAGCAUCUUGAAAAACUGGAGCUUCACCAGAAUGUUCUCUCCAGCUUUCCACAGCAGCUGUGUGAAACUCUGAAAUGUGUAACACAUCUGGACUUGCAUAGUAAUAAAUUUACAUCAUUUCCUUCUUACUUGUUGAAAAUGAAAUGCAUUAUCAACCUUGAUGUCUCUCGAAAUGACAUUGGCCCUUCAAUAGUUUUGGAUCCUGCAGUGAGGUGUCCAACGCUGAAACAGCUUAACCUGUCCUAUAAUCAGCUGUCUUCUGUCCCUGAGCACCUCGCUGCGGUGGCAGAGAAGCUGGAGCAGCUCACUUUAGAAGGAAAUAAAAUAUCAGGAAUAUGUUCCCCCUUGGGCCUGAAGGAACUGAAGAUCUUAAAUCUUAGUAAAAACAACAUCUCAUCCCUGUCAGAGAGCUUUCUCGAGGCCUGUCCUAAAAUGGAGCGCUUCAGUGCCAGAAUGAACCUUCUUGCUGCAGUGCCCUUCUUGCCUUCUUCCAUAACAAGUCUAAAAUUAUCUCAAAACAUAUUUACAUGUGUUCCAGAAGCAAUUUUAAAGUUACCACACUUGCGGUCCUUAGACAUGAACAGCAAUAAUAUUCAGUAUCUACCAGGUCCUGCACACUGGACAUCUUUGAAUUUAAGAGAACUCUUGUUUAGUUCCAAUCAGAUCAGCCUGCUGGACUUGAGUGAGAAAGCUCAUGCUUGGUCCAGGGUAGAGAAGCUACAUCUUUCUCGUAAUAAGCUGAAAGAGAUUCCGCCGGAGAUUGGCUGUCUUGAAAAUCUGACGUCUCUUGAUGUUAGCUACAACUCGGAGCUGAGUUCGUUUCCCAAUGAAAUGGGGAAAUUAAGCAAAAUAUGGGAUCUGCCUCUGGAUGAACUGCAUCUUAAUUUUGACUUUAAACACAUAGGAGGUAAAGCCAAAGACAUCAUAAGAUUUCUUCAGCAACGGUUGAAAAAAGCUGUUCCUUAUAACCGAAUGAAACUUAUGAUUGUGGGGAACACUGAGAGUGGUAAAACCACUUUAUUGCAGCAAUUAAUGAAAACCAAAAAAUCGGAUCUUGGAACGCAAAGUGCCACGGUUGGCAUUGAUGUGAAAGACUGGCCUAUGCUGAUCAGAGGCAAAAGGAAGAAAGAACUCGUUCUGAAUGUAUGGGACUUCGCAGGUCGUGAGAAGUUCUACAGUACGCAUCCCCACUUUAUGACGCAGCGGGCACUGUACCUUGCUGUCUAUGACCUCAGCAAAGGACAAGCUGAAGUCGAUGCCAUGAAGCCUUGGCUCUUCAAUAUAAAGGCGCGGGCUUCGUCUUCCCCUGUCAUUCUCGUCGGCACACACCUGGAUGUUUCUGACGAGAAGCAGCGCAAAGCCUGCAUAGAGAAAAUCACCAAGGAACUCUUGAACAAGCGAGGGUUUCCUGCAAUCCGGGAUUACCACUUUGUGAAUGCCACAGAGGAAUCUGAUGCUUUAGCAAAACUUCGGAAAACUAUUAUAAAUGAGAGCCUUAAUUUCAAGAUCCGAGACCAGCCUGUUGUUGGGCAGCUGAUUCCAGACUGCUAUGUAGAACUUGAGAAAAUCAUUUUAUCAGAGCGUAAAAAUGUGCCAAUUGAAUUUCCCGUAAUUGACCGGAAACGAUUAUUACAACUAGUGAACGAAAAUCAGCUGCAGCUAGAUGAAAAUGAGCUCCCUCAUGCAGUUCACUUCCUAAAUGAAUCAGGUGUUCUACUUCAUUUUCAAGACCCAGCACUGCAACUGAGUGACUUAUAUUUUGUGGAACCCAAGUGGCUUUGUAAAGUCAUGGCACAGAUUUUGACAGUGAAAGUGGAAGGCUAUCCUAAACACCCUAAAGGAAUUAUUACACGCAGAGAUGUGGAAAAAUUCCUUUCAAAGAAGAGAUUUCCCAAGAACUACAUGUCACAGUACUUCAAACUCCUAGAAAAAUUCCAGAUUGCCUUGCCAAUAGGAGAAGAAUAUUUACUGGUUCCAAGCAGUUUAUCAGAUCACAGGCCUGUGAUAGAGCUGCCCCACUGUGAGAACUCAGAAAUUAUUAUCCGACUGUAUGAAAUGCCUUAUUUUCCAAUGGGAUUUUGGUCAAGAUUAAUCAGUAGAUUACUUGAAAUUUCACCUUACAUGCUUUCAGGAAGAGAACGAGUUCUUCGGCCAAACAGGCUGUACUGGCGACAAGGUAUCUACUUGAAUUGGUCUCCUGAAGCUUACUGCUUGGUAGGAUCUGAAGUCUUAGAUUAUCGCACAGAAAGCUUCUUAAAGAUCACAGUUCCUUCUGGUAGAAAAGGGUGUAUUCUUUUGGGCCAAGUUGUCGAUCACAUUGAUUCUCUCAUGGAAGAAUGGUUUCCUGGGCUAUUGGAAAUUGAUAUUUGUGGUGAAGGAGAAACCCUGCUGAAGAAAUGGGCAUUGUAUAGUUUUAAUGAUGGUGAAGAACAUCAAAAAAUAUUACUUGAUGAUUUGAUGAAGAAAGCAGAAGAAGGAGACCUCCUAAUAAAUCCAGAUGAACCAAGGCUCACUAUUCCAAUAUCGCAGAUUGCUCCUGAUUUGAUUUUGGCCGAUCUGCCUAGAAAUAUUAUGUUGAAUAGUGAUGAACUGGAAUUUGAGCAAGCUCCGGAGUUUCUCUUAGGCGAUGGGAGUUUUGGAUCAGUUUAUCGAGCUGCCUAUGGAGGAGACGAAGUGGCUGUGAAGAUUUUUAAUAAACAUACAUCGCUUAGGCUGCUAAGACAAGAGCUCGUCGUGCUUUGCCACCUCCACCACCCCAGCUUAAUAUUGCUUCUGGCAGCUGGGAUCCGACCUCGAAUGUUGGUGAUGGAAUUAGCCCCCAAGGGAUCCCUGGAUCGCCUCCUUCAGCAGGACAAAGCCAGCCUCACCAGAACCCUGCAGCACAGGAUUGCACUGCAUGUGGCUGACGGCUUGAGGUAUCUCCACUCAGCUAUGAUUAUAUACCGAGACUUGAAACCCCACAAUGUGCUGCUUUUUACACUGUAUCCUAAUGCUGCCAUCAUUGCAAAGAUUGCCGAUUACGGGAUUGCUCAGUACUGCUGCAGGAUGGGCAUCAAGACAUCAGAGGGCACACCAGGCUUCCGUGCACCUGAAGUUGCCAAAGGAAAUGUUAUUUAUAACCAACAAGCUGAUGUUUAUUCAUUUGGUUUACUACUCUAUGACAUUUUGACAACUGGAAGUAGAAUAAUAGAGGGGUUGAAGUUUCCAAAUGAAUUUGAUGAGUUGGCAAUACAAGGAAAAUUACCUGACCCAGUUAAAGAUUACAGUUGUGCGCCAUGGCCUGCAGUUGAGAAGCUAAUUAAGGAGUGUUUGAAAGAAAAUCCUCAGGAAAGGCCUACUUCCGCCCAGGUCUUUGACAUCUUGAAUUCAGCAGAGCUCGUCUGCCUGAUGAGAUAUACUUUAAUCCCUAAACACAUUAUCGUGGAAUGCAUGAUUGCUACAAAUCAUAACAGCAAAAGCAGUGCAAGCAUCUGGCUGGGCUGUGGACACGCUGAUAAAGGGCAGCUCUCCUGUCUUGACUUGAAUACUGAACAACACACUUCUGAGGAAGUCACAGAUGGUAGAAUAUUAUGUUUAGCCGUGGUGUGCCUGCCUGUGGAGAGGGAAAGCUGGAUUGUCUUGGGAACCCAGUUGGGCACUCUUCUGGUCAUCAACACUGAAGAUGGGAAAAAGAGACACGCACUGGACAAGAUGACCGAUUCUGUGACUUGCUUGUAUUGCAAUUCCUUUCCCAAGCAAAGUAAACAAAAACAUUUUCUUUUGGUGGGGACUGCUGAUGGCAAUUUAGCGAUUUUUGAAGACAAAGCUGUUAAGUGUAAAGGAGCCGCUCCUCUGAAGAUACUAAAUAUAGGAAAUGUCAGCACCCCUGUGAUGUGUUUGAGCGAAUCCGUGAGUUCAGCUGAGAAAAACAUAAUGUGGGGAGGAUGUGGCACGAAGAUUUUCUCAUUUUCUAGUGAUUUCAGCAUUCAAAAACUCAUUGAGACAAAAACAAAUCAGCUGUUUUCUUAUGCAGCAUUCAGCGAUUCCAACAUCAUAGCAGUGGUCGUGGACACGGUUCUCUAUAUUGCUAAGAAAAACAGCCCUGUUGUGGAAGUGUGGGAUAAGAAAACUGAAAAACUCUGCGAGCUCAUCGACUGUGUGCACUUUUUAAAGGAGGAAAUGGUAAAAGGAAACAAGGAAUCAAAGCACAAAAUGUCUUAUUCAGGGAGAGUGAAAACCCUCUCCCUGCAGAAGAACACUGCUCUCUGGAUAGGAACCGGAGGGGGCCACAUCCUGCUUCUUGAUCUGCCCACUCGUCGCGUUAUACGGAUAAUUCACAACUUUUGUGAGUCUGUUAGAGUCAUGAUGACCGCACAGCUAGGAAGCCUUAAAAAUGUCAUGCUGGUUUUGGGCUAUAAUCAAAAAAGUACUGAAAGUACAGAACACCAAAAAGAGAUACAGUCUUGCUUGUCUGUUUGGGACAUCAAUCUCCCACAUGAAGUGCAGAACUUAGAAAAGCACAUUGAAGUGAGACAAGAGUUAGCUGAGAAACUGAGAGGGGGAUCUGCUGAAUGACAGGGGUAUUGAUAAUGCUUUCUUUUUGGAGGAAUAAAUGACUUUCUUCUCUGUAAAUUGUUCUGGAACAGUGUUUACAUUGAAAAGGAUACUUCCACUCAUUAAGAUGGCUCGUAUGUAUAUGAAGGAAUGUUUAUAUGUUUCACUUUUAUAUAAAUAUGUGUAAAAUAAUUGUCAGUAAAAUUAUGUUUAAAAGAUAUAUGUAAAUACAAUAUUAUAAUACUGAUCCCAAUUCAUUUUGUGAAUUAAAUGAAAAAAGUCUAUGAAGUACUCAAUUCCAAUACUUGUACUCAAAUAUACAAAGCAGGUUUUGCUUUUGCUUUGUUAUCUAUGAUGAAAGUAACUAUUUUUAAAUUCUGUGCCUAAGACAAAACUGUUGUCUACUUAAUCUCUAGUCAUACGCGUGAUAGAAUUAUAAUAUUAAAACAGUAUUCCAUGUAAAGUCAUAUAAUACAUUCCUUCUACACUGCUUUUGAGUGCAGUUCUCAUGUAUGCUUGGAUUUGCACUAAAAGCCCUAGUUUGAGAGGGCGGUAUUUUGCUUUGGUUUGAUUUCUAGUUGUUGCUGAUGCUGAUAGUGCAUCUUACACAUCUCCCUUCACCUAAAACAAGAUGCCAGGAAAGAUGAGAAAAUGAUCAAUGGGAUGUAGUGUCAAUAUCUGUCUCCAGGAGCUACAUAGUUACUCUCUUUUUUUAUAUUGUGCAACUCUGUUUAUGAAUGUGGACACCCUAGAAUUUUAUAAUUGGCAUAAAUACAAUUUUGAGUCCUUCGAAUACUUCUUUUUGCAUUUUUAUUUUGAGCCUUAGUGGUAAGCUAAACCACCGGUUGCUCUUUUUCUAAUUUGUUUCUCUCAAGUUCUUCCUUUAUCUACCCUCUCCCUAAAUUUGUAGCCUCACAAAUCCUAAAUCAUGCAGAUAUAAAUUAUAUUUUCAGAUGAUAGGAUUCUAGAACACCCACUAAGAAUAUGGCCCCCCAAAAAGGACCACUCUUCAGUUAACCACAGAAGAAAGGAAUUAGUGGGUAGCGUACCUGGUAAGUUAAUCUUCUGAAUGAUUCCUUUUAUUUAAAUACCUUCCAUGGUAAGAGUACAAGGGCCAAGCAACUCUGUGCACUUUUGAGUGUCAUUUCUACAUGAAGGAAAGGCACUUCUGCUAAGUCCAUUGGUCCCAGUCAUUAAUUUUCAAGCAAAGUCCUGUAGGAAGGACCACCCUAUGGAGAGCGUCCACUUGUCAAGGGAAUCUCUGAUUUGAUUGUCGAUGGAGUUCAAACUAGUCAGAAAUGAGAGUGCUUUUGUUCCUGGAUGAUACGCCUCACUAUUGCACUGUGUUGCUAUGCAAUUUUUUUUACUGAAGACAAUUAUAUAGAAAGCUAUGUAAAUGGAAAUUUUAUUUAUUAUGGAAUAAUAAAUAUUUUAAAGCAUGUCUAUGAAUUUGAAAA